GGCGCGACUGUCUCGAUAUUUACGAAUAAAGCUGCAUUGGUUCAAAAGGAAGGAAUCCCUGAGGAACAGACUACUUACUGAAUAGACGCUCUGCAUUUUACAUCAGAUUUUUGAGAUUGCUGAAUCAUGGAUCCGUACAUGAAUGCAAUUUUGGCGCUGUGUCUUGCACUCAGUCAUGUGACAUGCCAACUAACCAAUCAGGCUUCUGACGUGCCAGACGAUUUUACCACGACGUCAACAGAUAUUGGAAACGAGAAACAGAUUAAAGUCGUGGCACCAAAUGGAAAACUGCUUGCCACCAUUGAAGUUUUUGCCGACGAGGGCUUCGAAGUUCAGAAACCGACAGAUAGAAACAAGUGCCUUAUGAGUAAGAUCUCCGACAAUGGCACGUGUUUUGAUGAAGUACCCGUGGCAGAUAUCGACACGAUUCCAGACAAUAUUGCAGCUUUUUGCAAGGGGAGGGAGGUGCUUAGUUUGGUGCCAACGGACUGCAAUAAGCAGGCGGUUGGGUCUGAAGCAUCACUUGAGUCUUCCGAUGCUGGUGUUGCUAAGCGAUCUCUCUACAGCACGUGUCAUCGGUGGACACGGACGUAUCACUCGGUUUGCAGGACCUACUGUUGCCGACGCUUCUUCUUCUACUGCCUGGGGACCUGCUGUGAAUGCUCUACAACCACAGUUUGGACUCGCCACACCAUCACUGGCUACCAUGACCCUUAUUAAGGACGAGAAGAUCGUUUCUUUGAGCAUGUUAAACAAGAAAUGAGCGGAUUUAUUAAACACCAUACUUUAAAAUACCUUAUAUAUUAAUAAUUUAUCUGACAAUCGUUAACAUUUGCAAAUUAAGAAUGUUUGAAUGCCUAGCUUAUUUCGUUUGUGUUGUUUUCUCUUUAUUAUACUAAUAGGCUGGUAACAGUUAUUGUUUAAGAUAAUAGUCUUAUUAUAAUUCUUUCAAAAAGGGACUCAGCAGUCAAUUAAUUUGUGACCUAGUUUAAUGUAUCCCAGUUCAUUUAUGAAGAUCAAUAGUGUCACUUUAAUGUUGUUUUACGUCACAAACAAGUUCGUUAAGAGUCGCUUUUUAUGCCAUUCUGUUUAAUACAAUUCUAUGAUUAUGUUUUAUAUAGUUUAAAUGUAUCGAUUCUCAUUAUAUCGAACAUCAAAAUUUUAGAUAAGUGGAAAAAUUCCAAUCCCAUGAAAACCAUGUUUGACUGUUUGAUAUAAAGCAAACCGUGUUUGAGACUUUGCUUGAUGUCGCCCCAUUAACGUCGUAAAGAUAAUUUACAUCCGGAUAUAAUGAUUCGAUUAUUUUUUUAAUGUUUCCUAAUACCCGCUGCUUUUAAAAAUGCAUAAUUGAUCAACAUUGUAUAUGCUGUGCUUUGAGUGAUUGCGCUUCUAUUAACUAACGUUUUUUUCCGUUGUUGUUGUGUAUCUUUCUUCUUCGGAAUCAUGUUUAAAAUUAUAAAAUGAUAAAUUGUCAAAUCCUUAGGAAUAGUUUAGUUAUUUAACUUAAGUUUGUGAAAUGUUUGCCCUCUUAAAGUUUUACUUAAAGUCUUUUCUUGUGCCUAAAGAAUACAAAGAAAAUCGGAAUAUUUCGCAGUUACGGUUAUUAAAUGCGGGCUUCUAGAAUGUCAAAUAUUUUAGUCGAGAAACAUACAUUUGUAAUUUUGCAAUUCGUCAGACGAAAUAAAAAUGUUGUCAUCUUA
This is a messenger RNA of Dreissena polymorpha, 1700 nucleotides long. RefSeq lists its product as uncharacterized. NCBI's taxonomy places the organism in Eukaryota, Metazoa, Mollusca, Bivalvia, Myida, Dreissenidae. The record is from RefSeq and is a predicted model, not a curated record. The transcript is spliced from 6 exons. The coding region runs from base 127 to 720 and encodes 197 amino acids.